Molecule: messenger RNA, 1784 nt
Organism: Lathyrus oleraceus (garden pea)
Lineage: Eukaryota; Viridiplantae; Streptophyta; Magnoliopsida; Fabales; Fabaceae
Product: alpha-amylase
Exons: 3
Coding region: 280-1614 (444 amino acids)
Biological process (GO): carbohydrate metabolic process
Molecular function (GO): alpha-amylase activity; calcium ion binding
Source: RefSeq, a predicted model, not a curated record
AUGGAUGAUUUUAUGUGUUCUCAUGAAUAUUCCACCAAUUGUGAAAUGACAAAUGAGUAUUAAUCGAAUUUGGCUCAAAUGAUAUUUUUGAAAUAAGAGUAUUAAUUUGAAUUGAAUUAUAUAAUAAUUUGGCCGGAUGAAGUAACUCCUAUCCGUUUCUUGAUUUUAUGAGAAUAGUACAAAUUAUUAUUAUGAUAUUUAUUUACUUCACGCAAUAACCAGAUUCUCUCUCUGAGUUACCAAACCGCAUACACACAUAGAUCAAACACAUUUGAACCAAUGGAUUCUCUAUAUAAGUUACAUAUCCACAAACACACUUGGAUCAAACACAACACAUUUGUAGCAAUGGAUUCUCAUCCUUUCAUCACUCUUUUCUGCUUCUUCCUUUCAUCUCUUCCACUUUUAGCUUCUUCUACUUUACUCUUUCAGGGAUUCAACUGGGAAUCAAGUAACAAAGGAGGAUGGUACAACUCUUUGAAGAACACCAUUCCUGACUUAGCAAACGCCGGAAUCACACAUGUUUGGCUCCCUCCUCCUUCUCAAAGUGUUGGACCUCAAGGGUAUCUUCCUGGAAGGCUAUAUGAUCUUGAUGCAUCAAAAUAUGGAACAAAAGAUGAACUGAAGUCACUAAUUGCAGCUCUCAACGAUAAAGGAAUCAAGUCUGUAGCUGACAUAGUCAUCAACCAUAGAACAGCCGAGAGAAAAGAUGAUAGAGGAAUUUAUUGCAUCUUCGAAGGUGGAACUCCAGAUUCAAAGCUUGAUUGGGGUCCAUCUUUCAUUUGCAAAGGUGACACCACUUAUUCCGAUGGCAAAGGAAACGACGAUACAGGAGAGGAUUAUCAAGCUGCACCUGACAUUGAUCAUCUCAAUCCACAAGUACAAAGAGAGUUAUCUGAAUGGAUGAACUGGCUCAAAACCGAAAUUGGAUUUUCCGGUUGGAGGUUCGAUUUCGUCAAAGGUUAUGCUCCUAGUAUAACCAAAAUUUACGUGGAACAAACUAAACCAGAUUUUGCAGUUGGAGAGUAUUGGAACUCACUUUCUAACGGUAAUGACGGGAAGAUUAACUAUAAUCAAGAUGCGGCUAGAGGUGAACUUGCUAACUGGGUUGACGAUGCUGGUGGCGGAGUUGUUAACGCAUUUGAUUUUACCACCAAAGGGAUUCUUCAAGCUGCUGUACAAGGUGAACUAUGGAGGUUGAAAGAUUCGAACGGAAAACCACCUGGAUUGAUCGGUAUAAAACCCGAAAAUGGUGUAACGUUUAUUGAUAACCAUGAUACAGGUUCAACUCAGAGACUUUGGCCAUUUCCUUCUGAUAAAGUCAUUCAGGGUUAUGCGUAUAUUCUAACACAUCCCGGAACACCAUCAAUAUUCUAUGAUCAUUUCAUUGAUUGGGGUUUGAAGGAUGAGAUAACAAAAUUGGCUGCAAUAAGACAGAAGAAUGGGAUAAAUAUGAAAAGCAGUGUGAACAUUCUAGCUGCUGAUGGUGACUUAUAUGUAGCAAAGAUAGACAACAAGGUUAUUGUGAAGAUAGGGCCAAAGAUGGAUCUUGGAAAUCUUGUUCCAUCAAAUUUCCAUGUUGUUGCUUCUGGUAAAGACUAUGCUGUUUGGGAGUGAAUAAAUUGAGGACAAAUAAUAGUGUUUGUUUGUUAUAAAUUAUGUAUAUCGUUUUACUUGUAAACUCUUAAGUACUUUUAUAAGAUAAUCAUGUAUGGUUCAGAAAAAAUAUUCUAUGAUGUAUGCUAUGUUGGUUCAAGAAUAUAUAACAUUCACUCUAUUACUACUUA